GCUGCAUCCGCGCCCGGCCCCGCUGCUGCUCCCGGCCCGGGCGGGGGGAGCCCGGGGGCCGCGCUGGGCUGGAGCCGGAGCCGGAGCCGGAGCCGGAGCCGCCCGGGGGCCGCGCAGCGCCGAGCUCCGCCGGCGGGAGGGAGCUGCUGCGCCGGGGCCGGCAGGAUUUCUGAUCCCCGGACCGGACGCGCUCUCCCGGAUGGAGCGAGGGGCAGAGCCGGGGGUCCCGGGUCCCCGGGGCGCUGAGGAGAUCCUGAGAGACGCCUGCACAGGUGAUGGGCCGGCAAGCGAGGCUGAGGAGGGGGAUCCCCAGCCGGAAAGGCACGUGCGAGCGGGACCACUCAGGAUCGUACCGGGACAGUCCCAGGAGAGUGAUCCGCCCAGCCCGGGUGCCCGCGAGAGCCAGCGGGAAAACCCUCCUGGGGAGAGAGACGCAGACCCGGCUCCCCGCGGGGUGAGCGAGGAGCUGAACGAAUCCACGAUCCAGGCGGUGGGGAUGCCCCGUGGCUCUGUCCUGGCUCCCCGCGGGGCAGGCGAGGGGCUGAAUGAAUCCACGAUCCAGGCAGUGGGGACGCCCCGCGGCUCUGUCCUGGCUCCCCGCAGGGCAGGCAAGGGACUGAAUGAAUCCACAAUCCAGGCGGCGGGGACGCCCCGCGGCUCUGUCCCGGCUCCCCGCAGGGCAGGCAAGGGACUGAAUGAAUCCACAAUCCAGGCGGUGGGGACGCCCCGCGGCUCUGUCCCGGCUCCCCGCAGGGCAGGCAAGGGACUGAAUGAAUCCACAAUCCAGGCGGUGGGGACGCCCCGCGGCUCUGUCCCAGCUCCCCAUGGGGCAGGCGAGGGACUGAAUGAAUCCACAAUCUGCGUGGCAGGGACGCCCUGCGGCUCUGUCCCGGCUCCCUGCGGGGCAGGCGACGAGGGGCUGAACGAAUCCACGAUCCGGGCAGCGGGGAUGCCCCACAGCUCUGCCCUGGCUCCCCGCGGGGCAGGCGAGGGACUGAAUGAAUCCACGAUCCGGGCAGUGGGGACGCCCCGCGGCUCUGUCCCAGCUCCCCACGGGGCAGGUGAGGGGCUGAACGAAUCCACGAUCCGGGCGGUGGGGACGCCCCGUGGCUCUGUCCCGGCUCCCCACGGGGCAGGCGAGGGACUGAACGAAUCCACAAUCCGGGUGGCAGGAACGCCCCGUGGCUCUGUCCCGGCACCCCAGCCGGGGAUCGGCGCCCCAGCGAGAGCUCCCGGGCCCCUGCCCCCCGGGCGGCAGUACGCCUGCCCCGAGUGCGGCCGGGCCUUCGGGCAGAGCUCCCACCUGACGCAGCACCUGCGCAUCCACACGGGCGAGCGGCCCUACGUCUGCUCCGACUGCGGCCGGGCCUUCAGCGCCAGCUCCAACUUCCUGGCGCACCGGCGCACCCACACGGGCGAGAAGCCCUACGACUGCUCCGUGUGCGGGCGCAGCUUCCGCGCCAGCUCCACCCUGCAGCGGCACCGGCGCCUGCACACCGGCGAGCGCCCCUACCGCUGCGGGCACUGCGGCCGCACCUUCUCCCAGAGCUCCUCGCUGGCCAAGCACCGGCGCCUGCACACCGGCGAGCGGCCCUACCGCUGCGGGCAGUGCGGGGAGGCCUUCGCAGUGCAGUCGGGGCUGGCCGCCCACCGGAGCCGGCACACGGGCGAGCGCCCCUUCGCCUGCCCCGACUGCGGCAAGGGCUUCCGGCGCAGCUCCGACCUGGUGCAGCACCAGCGCGCCCACACCGGGGAGCGGCCCUUCCGCUGCGGCCAGUGCGGCGCCGGCUUCAACCUGGCCUCCACCCUGGUCAACCACCAGCGCAGCCACACCGGCGAGCGGCCCUACCGCUGCCAGCGCUGCGGGGCCAGCUUCGCCCGCAGCUCCACCCUGGCGCGCCACCGGCGGGGCCACGGGCCCGAGGGCGCCGGGCAGGGCGGGCGGCAGGAGGCAGAGCCCGCCCCCCAGCCGGGCCCCCUGAAUCAGGGCUCCUGCCCCCUGCCCCAGCAUGGCCCCCUGGGUCACAGUUCAGAGCCCCUCUCUGGCCAGGACACCCUCACCCAGCAGGGCCCUCUGGGUCACAGCUCAGAUCCUGCCCCCCAGCAGCCCCCCACGGGUCAUGGGUCUGAUCCUACCUCCGACCAGGGUCUCCCCAGCCAGCCCCCCGUGGGUCACAGGUCAGAUCCUGCCCCCCAGCAGCCCCCCAUGGGUCAUGGGUCUGAUCCUGCCUCCGACCAGGGUCUCCCGAGCCAGCCCCCCGUGGGUCACAGGUCAGAUCCUGCCCCCCAGCAGCCCCCCACAGGUCAUGGGUCUGAUCCUGCCUCCGACCAGGGUCUCCCGAGCCAGCCCCCCGUGGGUCACAGGUCAGAUCCUGCCCCCCAGCACGGCCCCCCAGCUUGGCCCCUGGCCCCCCAGCAAGGCGAGCGCCCCUACCCGUGCCUGGUGUGCGGGAAGCGGUUCUCCCGCAGCUCCAACCUGGUGGCCCACCAGCGGAUCCACGCGGGCGACAAGCCGUUCCGGUGCCCGGAGUGCGGGCGUGGCUUCCUGCGGGGCUCCAACCUGCGGACGCACCGGCGGCUGCACACGGGCGAGCGCCCCUACCCCUGCCCCGAGUGCGGCAAGUGCUUCGGCGACACCUCUGUGCUGGUCAAGCACCAGCGCAUCCACACGGGCGAGCGCCCCCACCGCUGCCCCGACUGCCCACGCCGCUUCAGCCAGGCCUCGGACCUGGUGGCCCACCGGCGGGUGCACACGGGCGAGAAGCCCUACGUCUGCGCCGAGUGCGGGCGCGGCUUCAGCCGCAGCUCCAACCUGCUGACGCACCGGCGGCUGCACCGCGGCGAGCGCCCCUACCCCUGCCCCCAGUGCGGCAAGAGCUUCGGCCAGAGCUCGGACCUGCUGCAGCACCAGCGCACCCACACCGGCGAGCGCCCCUUCGCCUGCGCCCAGUGCGGCAAGGCCUUCAGCAAGGGCUCGACCCUCACCGGGCACCAGCGCAUCCACACGGGCGAGCGGCCCUUCGCCUGCCCGGCCUGCUGCAAACGCUUCCGUCACAGCUCCCACCUCACCGCCCACCUGCGGGUGCACGCCCGGGAGCGGCCGCUGUGAGCCGGAGACCCCCGGCCCUGCCCCCUGGUCCUACCCGACUGCCCGCCUCUGUGCACGCCCGGGAGCGGCCGCUGUGAGCCGGAGACCCCCGGCCCUGCCCCCCUGUCUUACCCGACCGCCCGCCUCUGUGCACGCCCGAGAGCGGCCGCUGUGAGCCGGAGACCCCCGGCCCUGCCCCCCUGUCUUACCCGACCGCCCGCCUCUGUGCACGCCCGAGAGCGGCCGCUGUGAGCCGGAGACCCCCGGCCCUGCCCCCCGGUCCGACUGUGCACGCCUGGUCCGGCUCUGCCCCCUGGCUCCCACUGCACCGCCCGCCUCUGUGCACGCCCGGGAGCAGCCGCUGUGAGCUGGAGAGAUCCCCGGCCCUACUCCCCGGCUCCCACCACACUACCCACCUCUAUGCACACCCGGGAGCAGCUGCUGUGAGCUGGGGGUGCCAUGUACUGCCCCACAGCCACAUCAGAGUGCGCAUGGCCAGGAGAGGUAGCCCUGAGACACGGCUCCCCCCAGCUCUGUGAGGGGAGUGUGGGCUGGUGGGUUAGAGCCAGGGGCGGGAGGCUGGGAGCCAGGACUCCUGGGUUCUCUCCCCGGCUCUGUUUUACAUUCUCCAAUCCUGGCUCUUGGCACUGAUUUCCCUGAGGACCUGACCCCAGGGUUUGUCCCUGCGGGGGCUGCCCCCCGGUUUUGCCUUGGCUGUCUAGGGCUGCUUUUAGAGGUCAUAGGCUCCAGGUGGAGGCGGACGUGGGCGCUACAGGCCCAGGGCAGGGCCCUGCUCCCGUAGUCAGGUUAUUACAGUAGAGUCUCAGCUUGCAUUUAACAAAUGCUGUCAGCUCUCUUGGAUGUGGAGAAAUGCACCAAAACGGGACCCUGCCGCCUGCCUGAGUGUGCCGAGAGCCCGAACCCGGUGCCGCGAGGGGCGGCUGCCCUGAGUGUGCCGAGAGCCCGAACCCGGUGCCGCGAGGGGCGGCUGCCCUGAGUGUGCCAAGAGCCCGAACCCGGUGCCGCGAGGGGGCGGCUGCCCUGAGUGUGCCGAGAGCCCGAACCCGGUGCCGCGAGGGGCGGCUGCCCUGAGUGUGCCAAGAGCCCGAACCCGGUGCCGCGAGGGGGCGGCUGCCCUGAGUGUGCCGAGAGCCCGAACCCGGUGCCGCGAGGGGCGGCUGCCCUGAGUGUGCCGAGAGCCCGAACCCGGUGCCGCGAGGGGGCGGCUGCCCUGAGUGUGCCGAGAGCCCGAACCCGGUGCCGCGAGGGGGCGGCUGCCCUGAGUGUGCCGAGAGCCCGAACCCGGUGCCGCGAGGGGGCGGCUGCCCUGAGUGUGCCGAGAGCCCGAACCCGGUGCCGCGAGGGGGCGGCUGCCCUGAGUGUGCCGAGAGCCCGAACCCGGUGCCGCGAGGGGGCGGCUGCCCUGAGUGUGCCGAGAGCCCGAACCCGGUGCCGCGAGGGGGCGGCUGCCCUGAGUGUGCCGAGAGCCCGAACCCGGUGCCGCGAGGGGGCGGCUGCCCUGAGUGUGCCGAGAGCCCGAACCCGGUGCCGCGAGGGGCGGCUGCCCUGAGUGUGCCGAGAGCCCGAACCCGGUGCCGCGAGGGGGCGGCUGCCCUGAGUGUGCUGGACGCAGUGACACUGCUUGAGUCUGCACAGAGCCAGAGCCUGUCCCAGCGAGGGGGGGGGGGUCUCCUCCUGCCCCACUGCGUGGGGCACCCAGCGGCCGGGGAAGUGGCAGGAACACACGGCUUUCCCUGUUCCCCUUGGGUGACACGGGGGAGGUCCCAGGGUGUGGGGCAGGGGCCGGUCAGCGCUCGGCUGUGCCCAAUGAUUCACAGAGAGCGGCUGAGUGUGCACAGGCCCCUGUGUGGCGAUUCGGGCCCAGCCCCACGGCGGCUCGUUCCCCACCGGGGAGUCCACGCAAAGGGGGUUUCCAGCGGGGGGGGGGGAUUCUGUUGAUUUCCCCCCUUGUGUAAAUAAAUGUAAUGUGCAGAAUUCA
Molecule: messenger RNA, 5087 nt
Organism: Malaclemys terrapin pileata
Lineage: Eukaryota; Metazoa; Chordata; Testudines; Emydidae
Product: zinc finger protein 271-like
Exons: 3
Coding region: 200-3109 (969 amino acids)
Biological process (GO): regulation of cytokine production; regulation of immune system process; negative regulation of transcription by RNA polymerase II
Source: RefSeq, a predicted model, not a curated record